CAUCAGAGAAGUGUUCAUACAAGAUUGAGCCGCGCAGAAAAAGGUAUGGCUAAGGUGAUUGGCUGAAUUAAUUGCUGAAAUAAUGAUUAUUUCAAAGUAAAUUUAUCACUGUUUAAAAUGAAUGAUGGAUUGAAGAAGUACUGCAAAAAGUGAAGAAAUAAGAGGGGUUGAAAUAGGGGGUGGGUGUCAAUUUUGGGACUUGGAUUUAUUUGCUGCGGAUCGCUGUAAGUUGUAAACAAGCUCAAUUUUGACCUAUAAACGCCACGGGACCCUAUGUAUUUCUAUUGAUUUUGUGUUAGUGCUUGGAAUGAACUUUCAAAUGUGACCAAGGAUAUGUCUUUCUAAAUAGUUUGUUAUACCGUUUUCUAACAACACCUGUCGGUUUAAGCUGUACAACUACGUCAGGGUGAGUUUUUAAUCCAAUCACGUUUUCUGGCCUGCCCAGUUCGCCUUCAUCGUAGGGUAGGCGCGUAGUAUUUGAUAUAUAAAACGAUUCACAACUCGGCUGAACUGAAGUCUUACUAGAGAAUUGCGAACGAAAUGAUGUCCCUUGGUCCAAGGCAAUGACAAUUUUUAUUCUGAAGGGAGGCGAUUUUUUUCCAAAUUAAAACAAGAAUUAUAAAGCGAGGAUGUGGAAUUUUGCAACCGUUAAGUGCCUCGUUUUUAUAUUAACAUUACCCGGAUUUCUUGCCAGGAUUUGGGACUAUGAGUACAUGGAUAGAAGAAAUGAACGGCCACCAUUCCGUGGAUUACCCGACAUAUUACGAGAAUUAUAUCACAAACAUUCCCAGAACCUUCCUCCAAAUCGGCAUAUUGCAACAGUAAAACGUGGGGACAGAUACAGCAUUAAUGAUUUGAUUGCUUAUCUGAAAGGCAUGGUCGGAAGUGACGAAAUUUACCACACUGGUCGCUCCACUUACGUCAGAUGGGGUGCCGGAGGUUAGCGAGAGACCUGGGGCGGAUCUCAAUCUGUAGCUGUGGUACAAGGGGUGUGGACUUGUCUUCAUUCCGGUUCUCAAAUUGCUCCAUGAUAAUACGCAGUGUCAAUAUCUGAUUUUCAAACUUGAGUGAUUUUGUCGGCAAAAUCGUUCUCGGAACAAUUUUAAUCAAAUUUGUUAUUUUUAUUCAGUCAUUUCAACAAAAUAUUAUAUGUUUAUUUGAAUAAAGCUGUUUUAUUUUCAGUUAA
Molecule: messenger RNA, 1186 nt
Organism: Magallana angulata
Lineage: Eukaryota; Metazoa; Mollusca; Bivalvia; Ostreida; Ostreidae
Exons: 4
Coding region: 630-944 (104 amino acids)
Source: RefSeq, a predicted model, not a curated record